Messenger RNA from Rhinolophus ferrumequinum (greater horseshoe bat), 1098 nucleotides. It is a transcript of the gene GJB6, whose product is annotated as gap junction protein beta 6. Gene Ontology annotation, cellular component: connexin complex. Gene Ontology annotation, biological process: cell communication. NCBI's taxonomy places the organism in Eukaryota, Metazoa, Chordata, Mammalia, Chiroptera, Rhinolophidae. Bases 161 to 946 code for a protein of 261 amino acids. The transcript has 2 exons. The record is from RefSeq and is a predicted model, not a curated record.
GGUGGGGCGCGGUUAAAAGGCGCUGCAGGUGGGGGCCCAGCCGACUGCAGGCUCCAGACACCGAGCGCCUGGCUGCACCGAGGGCGCUGCCGCGCGCCCAGAGACCCGCUCCCGGACCCGCGCGGCCGCAGUGCCCGCGGAGCAGGAAUAAGCCGACACAAUGGACUGGGGAACCCUGCACACAUUCAUCGGGGGGGUCAACAAACACUCCACCAGCAUCGGGAAGGUGUGGAUCACCGUCAUCUUCAUUUUUCGCGUCAUGAUCCUGGUCGUGGCCGCUCAAGAAGUUUGGGGUGACGAGCAGGAAGACUUUGUCUGCAACACUCUGCAGCCCGGGUGUAAAAACGUGUGCUACGACCACUUUUUCCCCAUCUCCCACAUCCGGCUCUGGGCCCUGCAGCUCAUCUUCGUGUCCACGCCGGCCCUGCUGGUGGCCAUGCACGUGGCCUACCACAGACAGGAGGCCGCCCGCAAGUUUCGGCGAGGAGAGAAGAGAAAUGAAUUCAAGGACCUGGAAGACAUUAAAAAGCAGAAGGUUCGGAUCGAGGGGGCCCUGUGGUGGACAUACACCUGCAGCAUCUUUUUCCGAAUCAUCUUCGAAGCAUCCUUCAUGUACGUGUUUUACUUCCUGUACAAUGGGUACCACCUGCCCUGGGUGCUGAAAUGUGGGAUCGACCCCUGCCCCAACCUCGUCGACUGCUUCAUCUCUAGACCUACUGAGAAAACCGUGUUCACCAUUUUUAUGAUUUCCGCGUCUGUGAUUUGCAUGCUGCUUAAUGUGGCCGAGCUGUGCUACCUGCUGCUGAAGGUGUGUUUCAGGAAGUCAAAGAGAGCGCAGACGCAAAGGAACCACCCCAGCCACGCCCCCAAGGAAAGCAAGCAAAACGAAAUGAAUGAGCUGAUUUCAGAUAGCGGCCCAAACGCGGUCACUGGUUUUCCAAGUUAGACAUUUCAAAGUGCGAGGUAGCUGGCUCCUAACAGAACUGGUGGCCUCUCCUGCAGGCGGUGCCCACCACGAAUCCCCUCUCAAGGCUGGAGACUUGGUCUUUAUAAACGGCUUUCAUAAGACGUAGACACUUGACUUAACAUUUUGUAGAA